UGUGAACACAGACAAGCGCGAGACUUCACCACUGCUGGCUUUGUAAAGUUUCUCUGACUCUGACAUCUCUUUGUCGGGUUUGUAGACACUCCGGUUCCCUCCCUCCCCUCGAUCCCCUGUGGAUUUAAUCGUAUUGCAGGAAGUCCCUCACAUCCUCUCCUCCUGCGCUGUGUGUGCGCGUGUGUAUUUGAGUGAGUGAGUGAGUGUGUGUGUUUUCUGUCGGUAUAUUAUGAAGAUUUGAUCAUAAGGAGCCGGGCAUCAUGAGGAUCCACCGGCUCAUGGAGAGCUGGUGCCUCAUGAACCGACUGCGCGCUUUUGUGCUGCUGAUAGCGGGACUGACAGCUGACAUCUCCACUCAUCACUCACCCGACGAGAGGCAAAUAAGAAGUGUACUCGACAAACUGGAACACUACCACACCAUGGUACCACUACUGCUGGAAGGAACAGAGCAGCGACCAAUCAGCUGGCUCCGCUCCAGGACGCCUCCCGCUUCGCUGCACAUCCUGAUCCAAACAGAAGGACAACAGCUGAUUUUAUCUGUGGAAAAGAACCAUGGACUGUUUGCCAGCCAUUACACUGAGACACAUUACAGGGAAGAUGGACAAACUGUUACAAGCACUCACAACUCUACGAUGAAUUGCUAUUACCAUGGUGCAGUACAAGGAUACGUCCACUCUGAAGUCACUCUCAGUACGUGCUCUGGUAUCAGAGGGUUCAUCUUACUUGAAAAUAAAACACUGAUGGUGGAGCCAGCUUUUGAGCCAGCAAACGACACCCAUGUGAUUUAUGAUGGACAUCAUCUGCACUUCCCCUCCGGAACCUGUGGACACGGACACAACAUAUCGACUGUCAGCCACACGACCACAAGCGGACUGCCACAAUCAUUCAGAACGAGGCAUAAACGGGAUGUUCAGAAGACCACCAAAUAUGUGGAGCUCAUCAUUGUUGCAGACAACAGAGAGUUCCAAAAACAAGGAAAAGAUGUGGAAAAGGUUAAGCAAAGGCUAGCGGAGAUCGCCAAUUACGUGGACAAGUUUUACAGAGUUCUGAACAUCCGUGUAGCUCUGGUAGGAUUGGAGGUGUGGAGUGAUGUUGAUAAGUGUUCAGUAACCCAAGACCCCUUCACAACCCUGCACGAGUUUUUGGACUGGAGAAAACUUAAGCUGCUACCUCAGCGGCCUCAUGAUAAUGCUCAGCUCAUAAGCGGGGUGUACUUCCAGGGCACCACAAUAGGGAUGGCUCCCAUCAUGAGUAUGUGCACCGCUGAGCAGUCAGGAGGCAUUGUCAUGGACCACUCGGACAAUGCUCUAGGAGCUGCUGUGACUCUGGCCCAUGAGUUGGGCCAUAACUUCGGAAUGAACCAUGACACCCCAGAGCGAGGCUGUGGCUGUAGGAUGACCGUAGACCGUGGCGGAUGCAUCAUGACCCCCUCUACAGGGUACCCGUUCCCCACAGUGUUCAGUACGUGCAGUAAGAAGGAUCUGGUGGCCAGUCUGGAGAAGGGGGUCGGCAUGUGUUUGUAUAACAUGCCUGAGGUCAAAAUGCUCUACGGGGGACAGAAAUGUGGCAACGGAUACAUUGAGGAAGGAGAGGAGUGUGACUGUGGAGAGCCAGAGGAGUGUCUGAACCCCUGUUGUAAUGCGACAACCUGCACCCUCAAGGGAGAUGCUGUUUGUGCACAUGGACAGUGCUGUGAAAACUGUCAGUUAAAACCAGCUGGGACUCCAUGCAGAGAGUCCAGUAACUCCUGUGAUUUACCCGAGUUCUGCACCGGCACAAACCCUCACUGUCCUGCUAAUGUGUACCUGCACGAUGGCCAUGCCUGCCACAAUAUGGAUGGUUACUGCUACAACGGCAUCUGCCAGACUCACGAGCAGCAGUGCAUCACACUGUGGGGACCAGGAGCAAAACCUGCCCCGGGGAUCUGUUUUGAAAGAGUAAACUCUGCAGGUGAUCCCUAUGGAAAUUGUGGAAAAGACUCUAAAGGGUCCUUCGCAAAAUGUGAAGCAAGAGAUGCCAGGUGUGGUAAGAUUCAGUGCCAAGGAGGUGCUAACCGGCCAGUGAUCGGAACCAAUGCAGUUUCAAUCGAGACGAAUAUACCUCUGCAGGAAGGAGGACGUCUUUUGUGCAGAGGAACACACGUGUACCUGGGAGAUGACAUGCCUGAUCCUGGACUGGUGCUUGCUGGAACUAAGUGUGCUGAGGGAAAGAUGUGUCUGAACCGACAGUGUCAGAAUGUCAGUGUGUUUGGGGUGCACAAGUGCUCUGCCAAGUGCAAUGGAAGAGGGGAAUGCAACAAUAAGAAGAACUGCCACUGUGAGGCUCACUGGGCGCCUCCUUUCUGUGACAGGGCGGGGUUUGGCGGCAGCGUUGACAGUGGGCCAAUGAGACAAGCCGCGGACAGCAGUGCCGUGGCCGUAGGUUCGCUGGUCACCCUGCUCUGCCUGCUGUCGGCCGGACUGAUGGUGUGUCUGAAGAGGAAAGCGCUGGUUCAGUUGCUCUGCGCUAAUAAGAAGAACGCCAUUCAAAAGCUCAGAUCAGUUGGACGAAAGCAAACAACCAGCCCUCCUCAGACACAGUCAGUCUUCAGGGUCUCACCUCAGCACAAGCCCCCCUCAUUACCAUUACAGUCCCGUGCAGACAAGAUGUCUCAUCCUAGUUCGGAGCCUCUUCUUCCUGCGCACAGUUUCCAGAGUUUGCGUCGUCUGCCUGAAUGUCCGAGCCGCUGCCAGCCUGUCCACAUCAGCCACCCGAUGCCCAUCACGCUGCAGCCUCACCGGACACUGAGAACGACAGGCGUCCACACGCUGCCACGCCACAUUGCAUACACACACACACAGGAUCAUGCCAUGCCCAGUCCACCUCAGAAACCCCUUCCUGCAGACCCCUUAAUCAGAAGCCACGGGAUGGGGCGUAAUGUAAGGAUACCUGCACCUCUGGCCAUCCCGAUUCCAACAGUACCACGACCCCCUCCCUCCAUACCACUGCCCAACAGACCUCUUCCCAGAUUACCACAGCCUUUUUAUGAUCACUGACAUAUGGACACCAGAGCACUGGGUGAAUUUCACCAGCAUCUGAACACACUCGUUUUGCACUAUGAAACUCUGUUGGACGAUGUGACCUCCCUGCAGAGAAGAGGCUGAUCGGACACCUUGGUGCUGCGCCUCCUCAAAAAAAAUGAAAGGUGUUCGUCUGUCCUCGCUCAGGUACUGCACAACUAUUUAAGAUGUAUAUUUAUUGUGAGGAGGAAACAAUGUGCUGUGCUUGACACGUUUUUCUUACUGUAUGAACAUUGUGACUUUUUAUUACAAUUAUUCUGAUGGUUUUUACACUUAAAAA
Messenger RNA from Danio aesculapii, 3339 nucleotides. RefSeq names its product ADAM metallopeptidase domain 12b (gene adam12b). The record is from RefSeq and is a predicted model, not a curated record. The transcript has 23 exons. Gene Ontology annotation, biological process: proteolysis. Gene Ontology annotation, molecular function: metalloendopeptidase activity. Lineage: Eukaryota; Metazoa; Chordata; Actinopteri; Cypriniformes; Danionidae. Bases 261 to 3035 code for a protein of 924 amino acids.